Molecule: messenger RNA, 2016 nt
Organism: Megalops cyprinoides (Indo-Pacific tarpon)
Lineage: Eukaryota; Metazoa; Chordata; Actinopteri; Elopiformes; Megalopidae
Product: magnesium transporter protein 1-like
Exons: 10
Coding region: 30-1016 (328 amino acids)
Cellular component (GO): oligosaccharyltransferase complex
Source: RefSeq, a predicted model, not a curated record
CGUACUACGCGGUCUUGGGAAGUGCAGAAAUGUUUUUGAAACUUUGGUAUGGUUUUAUAUUUGUCAUAGUACUUUACGGAAUACCUUCAGAUGGACAGAAGAAGAAAGAGGUGCUCCUGGCAGACAAAGUAACCCAGAUGAUGGACUGGGCCAGCAGGCGAGCGGUGAUCCGAAUGAAUGGCGAAAAGUUCCGGCGCUUUGUGAGGGCACAGCCGCGGAACUACUCUGUGGUGGUGAUGUUCACUGCACUGCAGCCGCAGAGACAGUGUGGAGUGUGCAGACAGGCCGAUGAAGAGUACCAAAUCCUGGCUAAUUCCUGGCGAUACUCCAGUGCUUUCACCAACAAGAUCUUCUUUGCAGCUGUGGACUUUGACGAAGGCUCAGAUGUCUUUCAAAUGCUGAACAUGAACUCGGCCCCCUCGUUCAUCCACUUCCCGCCGAAGGGAAAGUCCAAGCAGGCUGACACGUAUGAGCUGCAGGUUCGAGGCUUCGCAGCGGAGCAGCUCGCCCGGUGGAUUGCAGACAGGACGGACGUCCAUAUCCGGGUGAUCCGGCCCCCGAACUACGCUGGGCCGCUGAUGUUGGGCUUCCUUCUGGCCGUGGUGGGGGGCUUGGUGUACCUGCGACGGGACAACCUGGACUUCCUGUAUAACAAGAAUGCCUGGGCAUUUGCCGCACUGUGCAUAGUCCUAAUCAUGACCUCAGGACAGAUGUGGAACCACAUUCGCGGCCCUCCCUAUGCCCACAAGAACCCCAACACAGGACAAGUGAGUUACAUCCACAGCAGCAGCCAGGCCCAGUUUGUGGCGGAAACCCACAUCGUUCUCCUGUUCAACGCGGCCGUCACCCUCGGCAUGGUGCUCCUGCACGAAGCGGCCACAUCCGAUAUGGACGUCGGGAAGAGGAAGAUCAUGUGUGUAGCUGGGAUUGGCCUUGUCGUCCUCUUCUUUAGCUGGCUGCUGUCCAUCUUUAGAGCCAAAUACCAUGGGUAUCCAUACAGUUUCCUGAUGAGUUGAAAACGGGGCUGGGAGGAGAUGCAGUCCUACCCAUCUCACUAUGGAAAUGGACAUAUCUCUCAGACGGGAACCAAACUGCAACAAACCCCAACACUUGAGACUUCAUAGUGCCUUAACGUGAAAUACAAAAUGAUGUGUUUAUAAGUUAACAUUGUCCUUUUUUUUUUUUGUUUGUUUCAAACCUGUUAUGAAUUCAGCGUCACCGUUAGAUUGCUCUGCCCUGUUGCUGGUAUCUGAUACUUACCUGUAUACAUCUGCUGGUGUAAAGCCUCUGAGGGCUACUCACACACGCACAGCUUCAGACUUGGACUACCUCAUCACACCCACUUCAGGUUUUUGCAUGUCAUCAAACAGGGACGUGUCCACAGCACCUCUGUCCCUCACAAGGGCUUUUAGAACAGGUCAAAGGUGGUGGGCAGGUUUCAUGACUAUAUCUGAUAUAAAGCAGUACAGUAGAUGAGUAGCAUUCAUUCAUAGCUUAAUUUUGAAUGCAAGGCAUGAACAUUGUUUUAAGGAAUUGCUCACAAGCUCCCAACGAGCUUCCUCCACCUAUCGCAGCCGUUUAUUUCAUAUUUGUGUGUGUCUCUUAGUGUGCAGGGGAGACAGUCAGUCAGUCUGUUCCAAGCAGUCGACGAGAAGCCGUUACACAGUGACUGGUGGUUUAUAUGAGAAAGCAAUGCAUUUUGUUUCUGAGAAACUGACUCUCACAUCUGGCAUAGAGAUGUCUUUAAACUGACUACUGUAACUAUAUAACCUGAAAUUCAAAAUGCAGUUCUAACUUAUUUUUUGCCAAAAUUAUGACCACUUGAUGGCAUUUUUAGUAUGUUGUCACACUAAGACUGGAUUUCAAAAGUUCAAAUCAUUGUCAUUUUGCAUAGGCUGAUAUGGGAGUUGGAAAUAUUUGAAAGGCCGGAAAAGUGUUUCUAGACACACUUUAUGGCAAAUAUCUUGGCUGUGCUAAAUUUACAAGAUGAUGUUGGUAAUAUAGAGAGACAUGGUU